AUGGAGCUAUGUGGGAGGCAGAAGGGGACCAGCCCAUGGCCUUGCCACCUCUCCUCUACAGCUGCCCCCUCUGCUCCUGUAGAAUCAGUCCUGGCCUCGGUCUUUGUACAGCUGGACUUGCCAAAUCAGACCUGGCCACUGGCACUCUCCAGGACCCUGACUCACCCCCUUGCCUCGGCUUCCUCUUUCCCAAGAACUCUCACUGGCCUCAGCCUCACAACAGAGUGUAACCUCCACAGCGAUGGGCAGACCUAUUGUGCUUGCCUGUCUGGGUACCAGUGGAACACCAGCGUCUGCUCCCGGCACCCUCCCUGCGAGCCCGCCCACAGCCACAGGCCCUGUGGCUGUCUGGUCCUCGGCGCCGCUGAAGCCGGCUCCUGCCAGUUGCUGCCACCUGGUGAGCCUGCCUUCUGCCUCCCUGCAGUCCCCGGACGGCUGAGCCUGACCUCCUCGGUGCGGACACCUGGCGCCACUCUGAACCUGACCCUUGUCAAGAGCCGUGAGACCACCAACCUGAACUGGUUCCUGCGGCACGCGGGCAGUCCCACACCCAUCCUCCUGCAGCCAGGGACACAUGUGUCCCUGGCCUCUAGCCCGGGCCAGGCUGUCCUCAGCAUCCUCAACGCCUCCCAUAGAUGGGCAGGUGAGUACACGUGCUGCUUCGAGGCUCAGGGAUUCAGAUGGGAGCUGUCCCAGGUGGUGAAGGUGCCCCUGCAGGCAACCGAUGUGGCUCGGCUUCCAGACCAGCUCUCCAUUUCCUGUGCCACCUGCCCUGGCUUCCAGCUGACCUGCUGCAUCCCCAGCACGCACCUGGCCUACGCAGCUUCCUGGAGUCCCAGGGAGGGCAGCAAAGCCUCCUUAGUCAACAAGCCAGGCUCCCGGCGCUUUGUGCUGGCCGUUCACAACUGCCCUGUGGCUGACGCCACGUACACUUGUGAGCUGCAGAGCCCAGGACUGACCCCUCUCAGGGUCCCCAUCUCUGUCACCGUCAUCCAGGAUGGAGACACCGCCUGCCCUGAGGACUCCUCAGCUGUUGCCUGGAAAGUCACCAAGGCUGGCCACGUGGCACAGCCCCCAUGUCCGGUGAACAGGACAGGCACAGUGAAGCGGACCUGUGGGCCUGAUGGGACGUGGGAGCCCAUUCACAGCAGCUGCUCAGACCCAGAGCUCCUGGCCUUGCAUCACAGAGCCCGGCUGCUACGGGCAGGCCAGGGCUGGCCUGCUGGGGAGGUGCCACAGAUCCUGGCAUAGCUGUCGGAGCACGUGAUGGCAGUGAGCUCGCCCUCUGACUUAUUGGCAAGGCUGGGCACCAUAUCAUUCCUGGCCAAGGUGGUGGUGGAUGCUAGAAUACAGCUUACCCGCAGGGCCCUGGAGGCUCUCCUGAAAACCACAGACAAGGUCCUAGACAUGGACACCGGCUCUCUGUGGGCCCCAGCCCAGGCCCAGAAGCCCUCAGCGGGCUCAGAUUUCCUGCUGGCUGUGGAGACCCUGGCACGCAGCCUGUGCCCACAGGAUCACCCCUUCUCCUUCAGCUUACGUAACGUGCAGCUACAGACCCAGCUCCUUGGACCUGCGUUUCCUGCUGACUACAGAGCCUCCUUCUCCACUCAGGCCCCAUUGCGGGCAUGCAUUCCUAGGCGCUCACUGGCCCCACUGGGCCAUAAUGGAACAAACAUCAGUGUUACUAGCAUGCUACUGCGGAAACUGGACCAUCUUCUGCCCUCAGACUAUGGCCAAGGGCUGGGGGACUCCUUCUAUGCCACUCCUGGGCUGGUCCUCUCCAUCUCCAUCAGGGCAGGUGGCCAGGCCUUCAACCAGGGAGAGGUCAUCAUGGACUUCGGGGACACAGCUAGCACUCCCCACUGUGUCUUCUGGGACCAUGAUCUCUUCCAGGGCAAGGGGGGUUGGUCAGAUGAAGGGUGCCAAGUGCAAACCGCUCACGCCAGCCCCACCGCUCAGUGUAUCUGUCAGCACCUCACUGCCUUCUCCAUCCUCAUGUCCCGAAAUACUCUUCCAGAAAACCCCACCCUGGGGCUGCUGAGUCAGGUGGGCUUGGGGGCCUCCAUCCUGGCACCGCUUGUGUGCCUGGGCAUGUACAGGCUGGUGUGGAGAGCCGUGGUACAGAACAAAGUUGCCUACUUACGCCACAUGGUCCUGCUCAACGUGGUGCUCUGCCUUUUGGCUGCGGACACCUGCUUCCUGGGAGCCCCACUGCUUCCUCCGGGACGCCAAAGCCCACUCUGCCUGGCUGCUGCCUUCCUCUGUCACUUCCUCUACUUGGCCACCUUUUUCUGGAUGCUGGCUCAGGCCCUGAUGUUGGCCCACCAGCUGCUCUUCGUCUUCAGUCAGCUGUCCAAGUGCCGAGUAUUCUCCCUGAUGGUGGUCCUUGGCUAUAUGUGCCCAAUGGGGUUUGCAGGUGCUGCCCUGGGCCUCUACCUACCCCAAGGGCAAUACCUGGGGGAGGGGGCAUGCUGGUUGAAUGGGAAGGGAGGGGCACGCUACACCUUCGUCGGGCCAGUGCUGGCUAUUGUGGGCAUGAACGGGCUGGUACUAGCCAUGGCUGUGCUGAAGCUCCUGAGACCUUCGCUGUCAGAGGGGCCCCAGGUGGAGAAGCGCCAUGCCCUUCUGGGGGUGACCAAAGCCCUGCUCGUUCUCACCCUCUUCGGCCUCACCUGGGGGCUGGGCCUGGCCACCCUGCUGGAGGAAGUCUCCAUAGUUCCUCACUACAUCUUCACGAUUCUCAACACCACCCAGGGUGUCUUCAUCUUACUGUUUGGUUGCCUCACAGACAAGAAGAUACGAGAGGCUUUACUCAAACGCUUCUGCCGCACCCAACCCUCCAACUCCACCAUCGCCCUAGUGAGUUGCUGGCUUCGAAUCCUCAGUUCUCGCGCUGAGAGCAGGUUAGAAGCAGCUGUUCCAAGCCUUCCUAAGAGGCACAGCUAG
Mirounga angustirostris (Northern elephant seal) is the source of this 2946-nucleotide messenger RNA. RefSeq names its product adhesion G protein-coupled receptor F3 (gene ADGRF3). Lineage: Eukaryota; Metazoa; Chordata; Mammalia; Carnivora; Phocidae. Gene Ontology annotation, cellular component: membrane. The record is from RefSeq and is a predicted model, not a curated record. Gene Ontology annotation, molecular function: G protein-coupled receptor activity. Gene Ontology annotation, biological process: cell surface receptor signaling pathway; adenylate cyclase-activating G protein-coupled receptor signaling pathway.